This is a messenger RNA of Galleria mellonella (greater wax moth), 1238 nucleotides long. It is a transcript of the gene 14-3-3zeta, whose product is annotated as 14-3-3 protein zeta. Lineage: Eukaryota; Metazoa; Arthropoda; Insecta; Lepidoptera; Pyralidae. Gene Ontology annotation, cellular component: cytoplasm. The record is from RefSeq and is a predicted model, not a curated record. Bases 190 to 933 code for a protein of 247 amino acids. The transcript is spliced from 5 exons. Gene Ontology annotation, biological process: signal transduction.
UUUUGCCUUUGCCGGCGACACGAUUUCGCGGUGCGGAUUAUUGCUAUUCUAAAAUUAUUUCAUAAGAGUUUCUACUUUUUUACAGUAAUUAUUUUUCAUUCUUGUUAAAUACUUUCGUUUUCUGCUAGUAAGUCUACGAUAUAAAUUAUUUGUGGGCAUCAGUUAAAUAAUCCUCUCCCAUCGUCCACGAUGUCCGUUGACAAGGAGGAACUGGUGCAACGCGCCAAGUUGGCGGAGCAAGCUGAACGAUAUGACGACAUGGCGGCCGCGAUGAAAGAAGUCACGGAAACCGGCGUCGAACUCAGCAAUGAAGAAAGAAAUCUUCUUUCCGUCGCUUAUAAGAAUGUGGUAGGCGCCCGACGGUCGUCAUGGCGCGUCAUUUCCUCCAUUGAACAGAAAACCGAAGGGUCCGAAAGAAAACAACAGAUGGCAAAAGAAUAUAGGGUUAAAGUAGAAAAGGAGCUCAGAGAAAUUUGCUAUGACGUUUUGGGUUUACUUGACAAACACCUUAUUCCUAAAGCUAGUACACCAGAAAGUAAAGUAUUUUACCUUAAAAUGAAGGGAGAUUACUACAGGUACCUCGCAGAAGUGGCCACAGGAGAAACCAGAAAUUCUGUUGUAGAGGAUUCACAGAAAGCAUACCAAGAUGCUUUUGAGAUCAGCAAGGCGAAAAUGCAGCCCACACACCCAAUCAGGCUGGGCUUGGCGUUAAAUUUCUCCGUCUUCUAUUAUGAGAUAUUAAAUUCACCAGACAAGGCGUGCCAACUCGCCAAACAGGCGUUCGAUGAUGCGAUUGCCGAAUUAGACACAUUGAACGAGGACUCGUACAAAGACUCUACGCUGAUCAUGCAGCUCCUGCGAGACAACCUGACGCUGUGGACGUCGGACACGCAGGGCGACGGCGACGAGCCCGCAGAAGGGGGUGACAAUUAAUGCAACGCCGCGCUCACCCUCAGCACACGCAUUUCUCAUCGGUGUUAUAUAAGAAAACGAGUAACAUUCGAGAACGCCGCGCGGCGCGGGUACCCCGCCGCUGUUGCGAGCCGUCGCUUGUAAAAAAAAUGUUAAAAAUGUCGUUCGCAGCGGACCUUCACGUUCCGUCUAAAAUUAAAUGUUAUGUGUCAUCUUUGACGGUUUUGUAUUUCUGUAUUUACACUGGAUUACAGAUAUCGAGCUGACCUGAUGAAUAUAAAUAUUUAUAACUUAAGUUAUUAAAAUUACGGUUUCUUAAGUUAAAA